AUGGCGGAUUCUACGGCGGACUCAACGGCAGCAAACGCCGAUGCUCUGAAGCGGGAGUAUGAGAAGCUACAGGCGGAGAUUGUGUCUAACGGAGGAGGAAGCAAAGAUCGCGGUGAGACUGAUGACGGAAGUUCUGGAGUCUUGAAAGCAAUUGAUGAGGCGAAUAGGAUCACGAAUUGUCCGAGGAACGUAGAAUCGAAGAAGCCGGAGACUGAUAUCCCUUCUUCGUCUUCUCCGUCGCCGAUGGUGAAUGUGCCGAAAGAGUUUAAAUGUCCACUCUCUAAGAAGAUCAUGAUCGAGCCCGUAAUCGUAGCUUCUGGGCAGACGUAUGAGAAGAGAUACAUCACAGAGUGGCUGAAGCAUGAACGUACAUGUCCCAAAACCAAGGAAGUCCUCUCGCACUCACUGCUAAUACCGAACCAUUUGGUCGAUGACUUGAUUACGAAAUGGUGUUUAGCCAACAAAUUUGAGCGGCCAAAAUCAUCUGGAGCAAUGGUCACUGAGCUGUUCACUGAUGGAGUAGACUCGCUGCUUCAGAGGAUCUCCUCUCCCUCGUCUGUUGAAGAUCAAACACAAGCUGCAGGAGAGCUUCGUAGCCAGACCAAGAAAUUCGCCAGUGUUCGAGCAUUCUUUGUCGCUGAAGUCCCUGAUUCCAUCACUCGUUUGCUCACUCCGAUCUCUGCUAUGGACGAUGCGGUUCACUCGAAUCCCGAGCUUCAAGAGUAUCUCGUGACGACAUUGUUCAACAUCUCGAUCGUUGAGAAGAAUAAGAAAGUAAUCGCUGAAAACCCUCUUGUGAUCCCACUGCUUACAAAGACUCUGAAGCAGGGGACAGCUGAGACAAGGAGAAACUCUGCAGCGACUUUAAUGUCACUUUCGGUCAUUGAUUCCAACAAGAUCAUCAUGGGGAACGCUGAAGUACUCAAGGCUCUGAUAGAUCUUAUUGAAGAAGGUGAUGUAGUAGCCACGUUUGAAGCAGCUUCAGUGGUCUUUAAGCUCUGCACUGUAUUGGAGAACAGAGAAAAGGCGAUUUCAGCGGGUGUGACUCAGGUGCUAAUCAACAAGAUCAAAGGAGGAAGCAAUUGGGCUGUGUUGUUAGCUGUAUUGGCAUUGGUUUCUACACACAACCGUGCGAUUCAAGUAAUGGAUGAUCUAGGGUUUAUCCAUGAUCUGUUCAGCAUCUUGAGGAAACCUAGCUGCUCGGUGACUGGUGAGAACGCUGUGGUGAUCGUGUUUAACAUGUGGGACAAGAACAGACACAGUUCUGGACUGAAAGUGAUUAGAGAAGAGGAAUAUCAAUACGGGACGUUUACGAAGCUUGCGAAGCAAGGAACAGAUCGUGCAGUGAGGAAAGCGGAAGCGAUUUUACAGUGGCUUAAGAGAUACGGUACCAGGUAA
This is a messenger RNA of Microthlaspi erraticum, 1398 nucleotides long. Lineage: Eukaryota; Viridiplantae; Streptophyta; Magnoliopsida; Brassicales; Brassicaceae. The record is from the annotation of a GenBank genome assembly.